This is a messenger RNA of Penicilliopsis zonata CBS 506.65, 3687 nucleotides long. RefSeq lists its product as hypothetical. The record is from RefSeq and is a predicted model, not a curated record. Gene Ontology annotation, cellular component: RNA nuclear export complex; cytoplasm; nucleus. Gene Ontology annotation, molecular function: nuclear export signal receptor activity; RNA binding. NCBI's taxonomy places the organism in Eukaryota, Fungi, Ascomycota, Eurotiomycetes, Eurotiales, Aspergillaceae. Bases 1 to 3687 code for a protein of 1228 amino acids. The transcript has 11 exons. Gene Ontology annotation, biological process: protein export from nucleus; RNA export from nucleus.
AUGGCGGCAGAAGAGCUAUCAGAGAGCGGCAUAGCCCAGCUAGUCCAGGCCCUGGAAUUAACCCAUAGCCCAUCAGCGUCAAACGAGGUCCGCCAGGAUAUCUUCGCAUUCAUCGAAUCUCAGAAGCAAAGCAAGGCGGCGGCGCGGAAUGGGUUUCUACUGGUCUCGCGGAGGGAGUAUCCGCCCAUGGUCCGCUACUUUGGCUUAACGCUGCUGGACCAUGUGUUGCGGAACAGGUCGUUCACUUCCACGGAGUCUCUGAUUCCGCUGCAGGAGAUGGUCCGAGAGGUGGCAGAGUCCCUGCAACCCGAGGACCCGCCGUUCAUCCGCAACAAGAUCCCCCAGCUCUGGGCUGAGAUCGCGAAGCGGACAUGGGGCCUCGAUUGGAUCAACAUGGAUGAGUCGCUCAUGAAGCUGUGGAACGCCAGUCUCAUUCACAAGAACUUCGUGCUCGCUGUCCUGGAGUCGCUGUCUGACGAUAUCUUCUUGCGAGAAGACACCGUCUCGUCGCUGAGAGGUUCGGAUCUGAACAGGGCGAUGGUCGAGAUUAUCACGCCACUAUCCAUCUUCAAGGAGUUCUAUCCGGAUCGAGAUCAACAUGUCGAGCUUCGAUGUGGCCCGGAGGGAUGGCUGACUCGGAUUUGCGAGUUUCUGCGCACCUGCGUCCAGAAUCUUCCCAACUCCAAGGAGGCCAGCGAUGCCGCACUUAAGGCCCUAGCAACCUUGAAAUCAGUCCUCCCAUGGUCUAUCCCAAAGGCGAUUAUCACCUCGCAGUGUGUCCCAAGCAUCUUCACCGCUUUGACCUGUCAAAACGAACAGGUACUCCUGGCCGCUGUCGAAGCACUCAAUACUCUAUACAGCAGAUCCAACAUUGAUAUCGAAGAGUUCCAGCCCCUAGUGCAUCUAAUGUACGAGACGGAAUACCUCAAUGUUCUUCAAAAGCUGUAUGAAUGGUCGGUUGUCGGUCCCGAGGAUGCAGUCGAUACCCGUUACACCAUCUCCAAAAAACUCUCUGAGGUUAUGUCCUAUAUUGCAGGGUUCCUCGAAGAAAAGGGGUUUGCCCUUCAAAGCGCUCACGGCAUGAACUUGGCCUCCUUUUUCCACUUAAUGCUCAAUAUUAUCCAACACCAGAGUCUCUCUGUUGCCAUCCCCGUUCUGCAUGUCUGGUCCAAACUUCUAACCUCAGAGAAAAUCGGCAAUACGGAACUGGUGACCAGUUUGGUUCCCUCGCUUUUGGGGGUUUGCAGCCGCCGGCUAGUUCGCUGGGAGUCUCUCCCAGAGGGCUCAGAUGACCCCACAGUCCUGUUCUUGGACGAAGAUAUCGAUACCAUUCCUGAGCGUCAUGCUUUUGUCGGAAAUUUUCGGCGAUAUUGUUCCUCCAUUAUUGAAACGAUCGUCCAGAAGCGACCCCAUGAAGCGAUCCCUCAUAUUCUCUCGGAAGUGGAUGGCAACCUGGACAACCUUUAUAAUGGGGCCGAACCUUUCUGCUUGGAAAAAUUCUCGAAGACAUCUGUUCCCCUCAUGCGCGCUGAUAGUCAAUUCACUGUCGUGGAUGCGGUAUUGAAGGGUUAUGGAAGAUGGGUGGCGUCACAUGGUAAGACGCCACAGCAAGAUGAGCAACAGCGAGGAGAGUUGGAACAAGUCUUGGAAACCUGGGCGUAUAGACUGAUGUCGCGAAAUUUCGAGGAUCCUGUAAUGAAGCAAAGAGUGAUUAAGCUCAUCGUCGACAUAUCAUCUAAAGCCCUUGACAAGACACCUAGUUUUGCGCUGAAAGUCUUGGAGCAUAUCCUUGUUUCCCGAGUGCCGGAUGAGCCGACCUACCCUGCAUACUCCGAAGCUAUUAAAGAGUUGCAUGGUCUAACAAGUCAUGAAUUACGUCGACUUGCAAUGCGUUACGCAGACUAUUUUGCUUCCUUUUACGAUCUUCUUGAACCAAAGAUCAACGAAAUCAGUCUGGCCAACCGUGUCGAUGACAAGUUACAAAUGGAGUUGACAUCUGUCCUUCUCAUUAUCAUGCAACGUGCCCACAACGUCGAUUCUUAUCAACGCAAAGUUCUGUUGACAAGUUUUCUGCAGCCGAUCAAGCAGGCUUGGCAAGACGAGGAGUUUAAACGCGUGAGUUCGUCAUUUGACGGAUUUUGCAGCCUUCUGGGUUUGCAAAGUGUCGGUGGAUAUAUGCGAGACAAAGAGGCGCAGAAGGUGGUGGACUGGACAGAAGUUGCCUUGGACCAUGAAGGCAGGCUCAUUCAGGAAGAAAUGACACGGAAAUUUCAACUCUUGCCUCUACGAGGCACGAAAACGCUGUUGGCGGUUUCGACGGAAAAAUUAAAGAAAACCGAUAGCGCAUACCAGCUCGCCUGUGAUAUGUGGCAUAACGUGAUCCCCAUCAUCUUGCCAACCCUUUUGCAACUCGUGAGCCAUGCUCAUGCAUUCCACAAUCCUGCUAAUUGGAGCGGUCUUCCCCAAGAUAUGCAGGCCGUCGUUGAGCGGAUUUUGACCGAUAGAUUCUGGCAAGCCGGCAUAUCGACAGGUAGCCGAGACGAGUUCUACGCGAAGAUCACAUCGUCUCGGUUCACCCUUGAGGGCUUCGCUUCCUCAGUCCGAGGCAAGAUCAGAGCAGUUCGUGAAUCAUGCUACUCGAUGCUAUUUAGUAUGAGCAGGCUACGUGAGAAUUUCUAUGGGUUUGCAGAACUCCCAGGGCCAUUGUCCGAGGCUCUCUUCAACGAUGCGACUCAUCUGUCAUCCCAUCAGUUUUCUGUUCUACUCAACAUAUCGCGCUGUCUGAUCGACGACUGUCCUGUUCGCUUCCGAAGCAUUUUUUUACCGCCCAUGCUCUCGACCUUGUUCACUCAAAUCGAUAAGAAGGUAACGUCUGAGUGGGAGAUCAUUGAACAGCGCAAAGCCGGAGCUGCCGAUGAUGACCUGGCAGAUGAAAUGAAAUCGGAAAGUAUUCUCCGACAAUUGACCUAUUCCGCGGUCAUUAUGGUAGCGAGCCUUUUGGAUCCACAGCGAGGGGACCCGGAUGAAGUCGAUGCCAGCGGUGCCAGCGGCCAGGGUGCCCCUGCACAGUCUGAUUCAAUUCGGUAUUUUGUCCUCUCCUCGCCAGAAAUUUUCGAGCCAGUGAUGCUCUUCUGCACCCACGCCCUGCGCAUGCGUGAUACUCGAUGCUGCAGCAUCAUCACCCGUGUAAUCCGUUCGAUUUUGCAGGAUUUCGCGCCCCCUAACAACACUCCCACCGUCAUUACGAUCCGCGAGUUUAUCUGCUCCGAAGUUCUCAAGGCGUGCAUCACAUCGGUCAACGAGCCUUACUUCGUCGAUAUGCAAAAGGACCUUGCCCAGUUAAUCGCUUCCAUCUGGGUUCUCUAUGGCUCCAGCAGCCCGACCCCACGGGCUGUGAUUCUCAGUCUUCCUGGUUUGACUGAAGAACAUGUCGCCACCACCGAGGCUUCGCUAGUCCGCUCUUCUUCUGCGCGGCAGCAGCGUGCCCUAGUUCUGGAACUUCUGGAAAGCCUUUGCGGCGUAAGCGUCGCGGAGCAGGGCAAAAUCUUCAGUACGCGUGAAGAGCGGCGCAAGGCCCGCAGCGUGUUGCAGAAGAGAUACAUGAGUCGCGAUAUGGAGGCGCAACCCACCAGAGUUGACAUCAACGAUGGGCCUGACCUGGGCGGACUGGCGGAUAUGUUUGGAUGA